Molecule: messenger RNA, 1446 nt
Organism: Aspergillus thermomutatus
Lineage: Eukaryota; Fungi; Ascomycota; Eurotiomycetes; Eurotiales; Aspergillaceae
Exons: 1
Coding region: 1-1446 (481 amino acids)
Source: RefSeq, a predicted model, not a curated record
AUGCAUCUCUCCUUUCGCUCGCUCUCCGCCUGUCUCCUGGCGUCGACCGCCGUUGCGUCAGCUACGCCUUCAAAUUUUGAUGUCGCGAAUUUCAAAUCGGCUGACAUUAUCAAACGAGAUGUGGCUGUCAUAGGCGGCGGCUCGGCAGGCACAUACUCCGCCAUCAGUCUGAAGGACAAAGGCAAAUCAGUCAUUCUCGUCGAAAAGAAAGGCAGACUAGGUGGCCACGCUGAGACCUACAUUGAUCCCGCAACCGGCACUCCGGUAGACAUGGGAGUCCUGGUCUUCCAUAACAUCACCGUGGUCAAGGACUAUUUCAAACGAUUUGAUAUCCCCUUGAACAGGGCGGACGAGUUCAUGAGAUCCGAGUUCUACUACGAUUUCCGCACCGGAAGAGCAGUCACUCCAACGUUCACUCCACUGGCAGAGGAGGUGUCCGCAGCCUUCGCAGCCUACCUGGCACAGUACUCUAAAUACCCCGGUCUGAGCAAUGGGACAAUCCUUCCGAGCCCCGUGCCCGAGGAACUGUACAUGCCGUUCGGAAAAUUCGUGGAGAAGUACGGAAUCCAAGCAGCCAUCCCUUCCAUGUACUACUUCAAUCCGGGUGUCGGCGAUAUCUUGUCAAACCCGGUCAUCGAACAAUUCCGAUACUGGUCGUCAGAUAUGGUCGGGUCUGUCGCGACCGGCUUUCUGGGUCCCGUCCGCCGCAACGUCAGCGAACUUUACACCAGAGCCGGAGCAGAGCUGUCUUCCUGCUCCAGCCUUCUCCUUUCCUCAGAGGUGGUUCACGCCCACCGCGCCGAUGGCGAGUCAGGUGUUAUGCUCAUCGUCCGCACCCCAACCGGCCGCAAGCUCAUCCUCGCCAAGAAGCUGCUCAUCGCCUUCCCGCCGAAGCUCGACUUCCUGGCCCCGUUCGAUCUCAGCGCCACCGAGAAAACCCUCUUCAGCAAGUAUAUCGACGCAGGCUACUACGUCGGUCUUGUCAAAAAUUCAGGCUUGCCCAACAACGCCAGCAUCUCCAACGCAGCCCAGGGCCACACCGAAUUCACCUUCCCAUAUCUGCCGGCAGCGUACAGCUUCGCGCCCUCAGCAGUUCCCGGUCUGCAGUUGGUCACCUAUGCCACGGGCCAGACCACCAAGUCUUUGCCUCUGCCCGAUGAGGCCGUGAAGGCGGACAUUAUCAAUACCAUCAAGCGGAUCCAGAAACAGAACCCGGACAAGUUUACCCCAACCGAGCCGGAAUUCGUGACAUUUGCUUCGCAUGCCCCGUAUAACCUGCAGGUGCGUGCGGAGGAUAUCAAGGACGGGUUUUAUGACAAGCUGUAUACGCUGCAGGGCCAAAGAAAUACGCACUGGACUGGAGCUGCGUGGAAGGGGGAGGACAGUAGUUUGCUUUGGAGGUACUCGGAGGAGAUUGUGGUGCCGCAGGUGAUUGAGGGGUUGUGA